AUGAUGUCUUAUCUGAAGCAGCCACCUUAUACAGUCAACGGCCUGAGUUUGUCUGCCUCCGGGAUGGACCUACUUCAUCCGUCUGUCGGCUAUCCAGGUGAGGGCAUGGAUCUUCCUCAUACAGCCACCCCUCGUAAACAGAGGCGCGAGAGGACGACCUUUACGCGUGCUCAGCUGGACAUUCUGGAGAACUUGUUCGCCAAGACGCGCUACCCAGACAUCUUCAUGCGCGAGGAGGUGGCCCUGAAGAUCAACCUACCUGAGUCUCGUGUUCAGGUAUGGUUUAAAAACCGAAGGGCGAAGUGUCGCCAGCAGGCACAGCAGUCACAGAGCGGCGCGCAGAGCAAGACCAGACCCGUCAAGAAGAAAAGUUCCCCCAUCAGAGAAGCCAGCUCCGAGAGCGGUGCCAGCGGCCAGUUCACACCGCCCCCCAGCACCUCAAUCCCGGCCGUGAGCAGCAGCAGUGCCCCGGUGUCCAUCUGGAGCCCGGCCUCCAUCUCUCCUCUCUCUGACCCACUCUCUACCUCCUCCUCCUCUUGUAUGCAACGGUCGUACCCGAUGACCUACACCCAGGCGUCCGGAUACAGCCAAGGCUACACCGGAUCCUCAUCGUAUUUCAGCGGGAUGGACUGUGGGUCUUACUUGGCGCCUAUGCACCACCAGCUCUCCGCGGCGGGCUCCACAAUGAGCCCCAUGGGCAGCAACGGGGUAUCCAGCCACCUGAGCCCGGCUUCUUCCCUCUCCACGCAGGGGUAUGGGGCAGCGGGACUGGGCUUCAGCGGUCCCACAGACUGCCUGGAUUACAAAGACCAGGCCGCGGCCUGGAAACUCAACUUCAACGCGGAUUGUUUGGAUUACAAAGACCAGUCGUCGUGGAAAUUUCAGGUGUUGUGA
Salvelinus namaycush (lake trout) is the source of this 894-nucleotide messenger RNA. Its product is annotated as homeobox protein OTX2-like. The transcript has 3 exons. Gene Ontology annotation, molecular function: RNA polymerase II cis-regulatory region sequence-specific DNA binding; DNA-binding transcription factor activity, RNA polymerase II-specific. Gene Ontology annotation, biological process: regulation of transcription by RNA polymerase II; multicellular organism development. The coding region runs from base 1 to 894 and encodes 297 amino acids. The record is from RefSeq and is a predicted model, not a curated record. NCBI's taxonomy places the organism in Eukaryota, Metazoa, Chordata, Actinopteri, Salmoniformes, Salmonidae. Gene Ontology annotation, cellular component: nucleus.